Rubroshorea leprosula is the source of this 2085-nucleotide messenger RNA. Lineage: Eukaryota; Viridiplantae; Streptophyta; Magnoliopsida; Malvales; Dipterocarpaceae. The record is from the annotation of a GenBank genome assembly.
ACCAGCCAAGCUUAGGUAGGAGAACCUAAGCAGUUGAAAGAUCAAUUGAAGAAGUUCACAAAUCAAUGGGCUUUUCAUGGGAUAGGUCAUUGAUAGAUCUUUGCAACAUUGAAGGCUCUGAAUUUGUGACAAAACCUAGAUGAAACAAAAAUUGAAAUUUAAAAAUGAUUUCUAAAUUAAUUUGUAGAAAUUAGAUAAUAUGCUUACUAAAUUUCUCAUUUUGGAGAAGAAUGGUGAUUUUGAGAGAGCAGAUCUAGGUUCCUAGAAGAUCAAAAACCCAAAACCCGAAUAACAGAAGAAGAAGAAAAGGAGGUGAAAGAAGAAGACAAGGAAGAAAAAGAGGAGGAGGAGAGGAGAAUAUAUGACUCUUGACCUCAUCAAUAAAACCCACCACUGGAGAGUCUGAUACUCAAUCCUUGCAUCCCCUCCUUUUAUUCACCACUUCACACUCCAAGGUAUUCCCUAGCUCCAAAUCUCUUAAGCCACCCUUAUCCAAGCCCAAUCACUUACGAACUUGAAUAAGAGAAGAAGAAAUUGAUGAAUGGGAAGAAAAACAGAAGAAAGAGAGAGGAACAAAAGCAAAUUUUGAGGAAAAAGAUGAGUAUCUCAAUUCAGGAAAUCUCCUCUGAAAAAAUUUUAGCUUUAUUCUUGGGAAAUAAGUUAUUGAUGGGUGUGAUUGAUAUCUACAACACUGUUUCUCUUUCUUUGAUCAAACCCAAUACCAAUAUUCGCCAAUUUGGGAAUUCUCAAAGACCCAUUUACUCAAUUGAAGGAAAUCCCAGAAGGUUCAGAACCAUGGCCUCCUCCACCAUACCUGUAGACCAAGUCAGUAAGGGUAAGCAGCAGUUGACUGGCGAUUCUUUUAUUCGACCCCAUUUGAGGAAAUUGUCUCCUUACCAGCCCAUAUUGCCUUUUGAGGUUUUGUCGACAAAACUUGGAAGAAAGCCCGAGGAUAUAAUCAAAUUAGAUGCAAAUGAAAAUCCUUAUGGUCCACCUCCGGAGGUGCUUGAAGCUUUAGGCUCGUUGAAGUUCCCGUAUAUCUAUCCUGACCCUGAAUCUCGUCAAUUGCGCGCUGCACUUGCUGAAGAUUCAGGGCUUGAGUCUAAAUAUAUUCUUGUGGGUUGUGGUUGUGACGAGCUUAUUGAUUUGAUAAUGAGAUGUGUACUGGAUCCAGGUGACAAGAUUGUGGACUGUCCUCCCACCUUCACUAUGUAUGAAUUUGAUGCUGGCGUUAAUGCAGCAGAGGUUAUCAAAGUUCCAAGGAAUUCAGACUUCAGCUUGAAUGUAGAACUUAUUGCUGACGUUGUUGAGCAAGAAAAACCAAAAUGCAUAUUUCUAACUUCUCCAAACAAUCCCGAUGGAAGCAUCAUCAGUGAUGAGGUUCUCUUGAAGAUCCUUGAUUUGCCAAUAUUGGUGGUGCUGGAUGAGGCGUACAUUGAGUUUUCAGGAAUUGAAUCUAAGAUGAAAUGGGUGAAGAAGUAUGAUAACUUAAUUGUUCUUCGAACAUUUAGCAAAAGAGCUGGUUUAGCUGGCAUCCGUGUUGGGUAUGGAGCAUUUCCCUUGAGUAUUAUUGAGUAUCUCUGGAGAGCAAAGCAACCGUAUAAUGUCUCUGUUGCUGCUGAAGUUGCUGCUUGUUCUGCAUUGCAGAAUGCAACAUAUCUAGAGGAGGUGAAAGAGGCACUGGUAAAGGAACGGGAUAGGCUUUUUAAACUUCUAAAUGAGGUACCAUUUCUGAAACCAUAUCCAAGCUAUUCCAAUUUCAUUCUUUGUGAGGUUACAUCUGGAAUGGAUGCGAAGAAGUUAAAGGAUGACCUUGCGCAAAUGGGUGUCAUGGUCCGUCACUAUAACAAGAAAGAGCUGAAGGGCUACAUUCGAGUGACUGCUGGGAAACCUGAACAAACAGACAUCUUGAUGGAGUGCCUUAAGCGCCUAUAUUGAAUGUCAUACCAAGGCAUGUAAACUUCAAAAGUAGGGAAUGUGAUUCAGAUUAUCAAAAUUGAUGUUCUUCUGACGUGAUUGAAUUGAAUUUCGAUGCUUGGUAAUUCAUUUUCAUCAAUUCACCUUGCGUUUAACUUUAAGAUUGUU